Molecule: messenger RNA, 3957 nt
Organism: Prorocentrum cordatum
Lineage: Eukaryota; Dinophyceae; Prorocentrales; Prorocentraceae
Source: the annotation of a GenBank genome assembly
GCCCUGCUGGACAGCUGCAUGCAACAGGACACCGUGGCGCUGGCGGAGACGUCGCGUGACCAGCUCGCCUCCUGCCAGCAGCAGCUCGUGGGCAUGUUCCAGGCCCAACAGGAGCACGUCGCCAAGUCGCUCGCUGCCCACGCCCGAGAUGUUGCCAAAGUUGGAGAGCGAGCAGGCGCCCUGGCCGAAGAGAAACGGCGGAUGCGGGCCCAUAUCGAUGACAUCGAGAAGACGCUCGCCAUGGCCGAGAAAGAGAUCCCGAUCAUCGACUUCCAGGCGCUUGAGGCGUGGUCCAGGCUCCCCGACGCGAGGGUCUUCUCCGUGGGCGCACCUGAACUUGUCGGCCCUGUGCAAGUGCGCGCUGGCAUCUCCGACUGGCUCACAGCUGCUGGCCUCGACAAUAGCAUGGUCCGCCUCGACUCCUCCGUCCCCAGCACGCGCUUCAACAUUGUCGUGGAGGGCGGACUGGACGUCGCCAUCCCGCGUGCUCAAGCGCUGGCUCGACAUCUGCGUAACCCUGCUGCUCCCAAUCGAUGGCGCUCCUUCCAGUGCCAAACGGUUGGCGGUGGCUCUGUCCCGCUCUACGUUUCUCCGGACAAAUCCCCGCAGCAAGUUCGGAUGGAAAUCCAAACGAGCCUUCCCGUCAGCAUCCUCAGUGAAGGGGUCCCUGGCCAGGCCUUCAGCGCCCAGCGGGCUCGUGGCAUCAUAGCAUCCCAGGGCGUCAAGUUGGCCAAACUCGAGAUGGGCGACCGUCGGGAAGCGGACACCACCAUCCGCUGGAACAUGGACAUGGUCUCGCGGCUGGCCAUCGACAGGGACGCGAUCGUCGAGCGGUUCAAGAAGGCCUUCUCGCUGGAGGACCAUGGUCGCUCUCGCGGGCUGCAUUUGGUGGCGUGGAACGCCAAAGGCCUGCCCCACCCGAACCCGCCGCUUCGGCGCCGCAAGCUGGCGCUCCUGAGCUCUCACAUGCGGGCGGGCGCCAUGAUCCUCGUCCAGGAAGUCCACCGAUCCGAGGAUGCGCUGAGGAUUUUCUGCAUGAUACAGCCGCAGCGCUACCUCUCGUUCCUGGCGGCUGGCUCUUCCCCUGGCGUCGGUGGCGUCGCCCUCCUGGUCCCGCAGUUGCCCGUGGCCCCCUCGCCUGGGGCAGCCCCCACAUUAUCCUUCGACAUCGUGAUCCCUGGCAGAGUCGCCCUCCUCAGCGUCGUCGACCCCUCGUCGCAGCGCAGCAUCGAGCUCAUGAACGUGCACCAUUUCGACUUCUCAGAUGGCGACUUCGCCGCGGUGGAGGCGGCCUGGAACGACGCUCUUGCCUGGGCCGCGGACGACCACUUGAGGCGCAUCUUCAUCGGGGCGGGUGGCUUCAACAUCGCGGACCGCCCUGCAGCUUCGCAGCGGUCUCCUGUGGCAGAGGCGCAAUGGCCCACCCGCUUCGACAAGGCCAGCCAGCAGCUCUCGGUCAUUGACCGCAUCUUCUUGGGAAUCGACGCGCGUGCGAUGCUCUCCGUCUCCACGCGCCUCGCGAGCGCUUGCGACGCGAUGGAGUUGUCGGAGCUCGGCCUUAGUGGCCAUGCGCCCCUCGUCUUGCAGAUCGAGAUGGCCCGACGCGUCCCUCGCGAGGAGCAGGCGAUCCCGUCGCACCUGUUCACCCGAAGAGGCAAUGCCGAGACCACGCGCGUGGGCUUCAAAACUGCGGCGCGGGCCCUCUGGCGCCAGGAUGCGCCGCUCGCGGCCCGCCUUAUUGCAUCGUGCCCUGACCUCUCCGCCCACCUGGUGAUCGACCAUGGCUCGGUUCGCGUGGCGGGCGCCAGGGCCUUCGCCGAGGCCUUCGGCUCGGCCGCGGCGAAGGCGCAUGCCAUGCGCGGGCUGGCGGCCGAGGCCGCUGCGCGGAGGUCCAACGACCGCGACAGCCCCGCCUGGCGCCGCGUGGUGGUCAGCGACUCCGCGGGCAUGACGGGCGUUGUGGCUGAGUACUGGGGCAAGAUCUUCGAGCGCGCGCCGACCGUGGAGCAGAAGCUGCGACUCAACCAGUUCCUUGCUCGCUUUGCCCCGCAGCUUCCCGUGGUGGAGCUUCCUCAGCCGUCGCUGCGCGCACUGGGGCGCGCCGCGGCGCGGGCCCCGCCAAGCGCUCCUGGGCCCGACCAACUCCCAUGCGCAGCGUGGCGUCGCAGCCCUGGUGCACUACUGCAUCUCCAUGCUUUGAUGGAGCAGCUUUUCAACGAGGGCGUUGGGCCGCAUGACCUCAACUGGUCGAUCUUCCUCUGCGCGCCGCAGGGGGCGGAGGAAGAGGGCACGCCCGACUCGUGCACUCGAACGGCCUCUAUUGUGCGCACGCUCUCCCUCAAGAAUGCGGACGCCAAGCUCAUUGCCUCCUGCGCGGAUCGCGCUCUGCAGCCCGCUGCCUCCGUUGCGACGGAAGGGGUGCAAAAGGGCUUCACCGCUGGGCGCCGCUUCGUGGACCGCGUCCCGUUCCUGGACGCGGAGUGCCGCCGCGAGGGUCUCCUCCCUGGCGCCGCUCAGCGUCGCCCGAUGCUGCUCUCCUUCGACUUCGGACAGGAUUUCCCGUCCCUCUUCCGCGACGUGAUCGACAUCGCGCUGCCGAAGUACGGCGUCCCUUUGGGCUUCUGCAGUGUGAUCUCGGCGUUGCACUGCAACUGUCUCGCCUUCAGCUCCUUCCGGGUCUCGGGGGGCAGUGCGGCGAUGGAGCCGCUCUUUGCCUUGUGGUGCGGCAUCGUGCAGGGGUGCUCCCUCUCGGGCACGGUCUGGCGCCUGGGUAUGGAUGCCCCGAGCCGCGCUCUGAUCAAGGCGCUGGGAGACCACCAGAAGGACAUUGAGUUCGCAUUCAACCUGCAGCUUGCGAUCCACAAGUGCGCGCUGGCCCCGCUCUGGGCCGAGGUCGCGCCCAACCUGAUCAAUGACACCGAGGAGUACCUGACCGAGAUGGUCCCGAGCUGGACGGGUUUCCGCGUCGACCCCUCGGCCAGGUAUCUGGGCACGCGCAUCGGUCCUGGCAUCUCGGAGCAGGGCAUUUGGAAGGAUGCGGCGGCGAAAUGGUGGUCACGGGCUGCGGAGAUGAGCCGCGCGGGCAUGGCGCCCAGCCUUGCCGCCCGCGCCUACAACGUCAACGCGCUUCCAUGCCUCUCCUACCUGGCCCAGUUCUUUUUCAUCAUCCCCGAGAUCUGGCGGGUCGAGUUCACGAUGCUUCACCGCCUCCUGCGCCUCCCGCCGUCGGCCAUGCGCAAGGCGGACAUCCUCUCCAUGGGUGCUUGGUGCGCCCCCCCUGCUCCGAUGGGCCUGCUGCCGCACUCGGUCGGCGCGCCCUUCCGCGCUGCGGCUCACGCUGCGCGCGACUGGGCGCCCACGUUGCACGCCCUGCACGACGCGGCGGUCGAGGGCCUCCCGCUGGCGAGCGUCCUGAAGGGCUCGCGGUCGCCGACCUGGUGGGCCACCAAGCGUUCCAUCGUCCAGAACUACGGCCUCGUGAUGGAUCUGAGCGGCGCCUUGCCGCACCCGCGCCCUGCGUGUGACGAGGUGCCCGCCCCUGUGCCGACGUCCCUCAUCGAGGUCAAGCGCCAGGCCGUGGCGAUGCGCACCAUCCGCGACGGCCUCUACGAGGAACGCCUCGACCAGCUGAUCGGCCGCCGUCUGCGGCGCUGGGGCUCGGAGAUGCCCGCCGAUGAGCUGCGCGGCCGUUGGCUGGAGCUCCGCGCCGAGCUGCGCGCAGCUCGCCCCGCCUGGAUGUGGUCGCGGCUGCGCACCGUCACCAACGGCUUGAUCACGUCGGGCAGGAUGCACAUUAUAGCGCCCCGCCCUUGCAUCAUGCGCUGCGAGGCGCGGGACGACCUAUCGCACUACAUGGCGUGCCCGGUGCUCCGCGGCGCGGUCGCAGCGCCAGCGGAGGCGAGUGAGCUGGGCAGCGGCGCCACGUUCCUCGGGCUACGCCACCUGAGUGAGCACCGU